Molecule: messenger RNA, 1065 nt
Organism: Angiostrongylus costaricensis
Lineage: Eukaryota; Metazoa; Nematoda; Chromadorea; Rhabditida; Metastrongylidae
Source: the annotation of a GenBank genome assembly
AUGAACCUUCAGCUGUACAUCGCAGACAGAUACCAGAGAACACCUCCCACACACGACGAGGUGGCGAACUUUGCGAGUUUUACCUACAUUCGGAUCAUCGCUAUCGUGCAGUUCGUAUUCUUCAUUGUACCCUUUCCGUUGAAAAUUCUUACUAAACACUAUCAAAGAGGUCAAACAUGGGUCACCACCAACUUUCUUCCGGUCGUCAUCGGUCUCUUUCAUUUUGCCGUCACAUCAUUAUGUCUGUGUUUUGCUUUUCGACUUCAACUACUACUCAACUACGUCCGACGCUCUCGUCGUUGGAAUUCGUUGGCUUGGGUAGCAUGGCGGAAAAUCUGUUGGAUUUUGCCGUUCGGUGUGAUUGUCAACAUGCCACUUUGCUUCGAAUACAAUUUGGACUACGAUUUCUGUAUGAUUGGUAAAAGCCCACAUGCAAUUGGACGUGCCAAACUUUCUGAGACAGCUCGACAGGACCAUAUUAAAAUGGAGGUGAUACGAUUCACACCUUUUACCAUUUUAAACGUGAUAUGUGCUGUGCUGUGCUGUGUGUGUUUCAUCGUUUCCGAAAGAUGUCUGCUACCACAAUUCGGUUCACCAUAUGCGACAAAGCAUGCACCAUUGCUUGCAAAUCUUCGACCGAUUCUACUGGCGUUGAUCAUUUCACAGUCAGUGAUUCAUAAACCGAACACGUUCUGUGCCAUUAGAAGAUGUUCUAUUGACGACACGACAAAGUUGGUUCUUUAUGGUUUUGCUUAUUCGUUACCGUUUCCAUUAAUGGUUACGUUGAGCACUACGUUUCGAUCACACCUUUUCCAUAUUCUCGCCAAAUGGAUUUCUAAUGUAUUACAGGGCGCCUCCAAUCCCUGCGCUAAACGAGCCCUUAAAUUAAAUUCUUAUAUCAGACGAGCCGUGGCCUACAGUAAACUGGAGAUGGAGAAUUCUGAAAUCGAUAGUCGAAACUAUGAUAUACGGCCCUAUUUGAAUGCUUGUGGAGUAUAUUCUCUUCAGACUCACUGGAUAGCCGUAUUACGGCGUUCCAGAGUAUUCACUAGAGGUCGUUGCUAG